AUGACGUCCAUUUCAUACGAAUACUACCAGAUCUUCCUCGCGCAAAGCGUCGUCAGUGCUGCGGGCUGCAGUUUCCUGUUCUUCCCCACACUAGCUGCCAUUGGACAGUACUUCUCGAAACACCGCGCUCUGGCUCUCGGCAUCGCCGUCUCGGGCUCCUCCAUCGGCGGCGUAAUCCUGCCCAUCAUUGUCGACCGGCUGAUCCCGAGAGUUGGCUUCGGCUGGGCGAUGCGCAGCCUUGCGUUUUUGAUCCUGGGCCUGCUUGUCAUCGGAAACGUUCUGAUCAAGGCUCGUCUCCCGCCGCCCAAGAGACACUUUCACUUGGUCGACUUCGUUACGCCACUGACCGAGGUGCCGUUCGCGCUGCUCACCGCGAGCAGUUUCUUCAUCUAUCUGGGCGGCUUCCUGCCGUUUACUUUUGUCAUUCUGCAGGCGAGGAAUGAGGGGAUGAGUACGGCGUUGGCGGGAUAUCUCGUUUCGAUAUUGAAUGGCGCUUCUACAUUCGGCCGUAUCAUCCCCGCCUACUUUGGCGACCGCUACGGCGUCUUUAACGUCAUGAUCCUCAACACCUUCUUCUGCGGCGUCUUUGUCCUAGCAGUCUGGCUACCCUCGCACUCCAACGCCCCCGUCAUUAUGUUCAGCAUUCUCUACGGCUUUGUCUCAGGCUGCACCUUCUCCAUCAUCCCAGCCAUGGUGGCGAGCAUAUCCGACGUUCGCAAACUGGGAGCUAGAGUGGGGUGUUUGUAUGCGGUUUCUGCUGUCGGGGCGCUCAUUGGAAGUCCGACUGCCGGGGUUAUCAUUAAUAGGCAGAACGGUGGGUAUCAGGGAUUAAUUAUCUUUUCGGGUAUUGGGUUAUUAGUGGGCACGGGGCUUGCGGUGGCGUCGAGGCAGGCGUUGGUGGGGAGGAAACUGGUUGCCAAAGUAUGA
Molecule: messenger RNA, 927 nt
Organism: Parastagonospora nodorum SN15
Lineage: Eukaryota; Fungi; Ascomycota; Dothideomycetes; Pleosporales; Phaeosphaeriaceae
Exons: 2
Coding region: 1-927 (308 amino acids)
Biological process (GO): transmembrane transport
Cellular component (GO): fungal-type vacuole membrane
Molecular function (GO): transmembrane transporter activity
Source: RefSeq, a predicted model, not a curated record